This is a messenger RNA of Chenopodium quinoa (quinoa), 1035 nucleotides long. RefSeq names its product thioredoxin H2-like. The transcript has 3 exons. Lineage: Eukaryota; Viridiplantae; Streptophyta; Magnoliopsida; Caryophyllales; Amaranthaceae. The record is from RefSeq and is a predicted model, not a curated record. The coding region runs from base 96 to 596 and encodes 166 amino acids.
AACCAAAAUAGAGCACUCUAUUAUUACAUUACUAGUACUUAUAAUUUGUCUUUUUAUUGAUCAAUAAUUGAAAGACUAUAAAAACAGAACUAGAAAUGUAUUCCUGUAGAGAAAACAGAGGAUCUGUUAGAACUGCAGUAGCAUGUCCUGUUUCAUUUUCUGCUGCUGAUAACAAUCGGCACUCUGCGAAUCACUGGUCUAAUAACUUAGCAGAAUUCAGGAAGACACCUGAUCAUUAUGCUCCUUAUGCUGCAGUUCCUUCAGCUCAUUAUAGUGUGUCCUCUAACAAGAGUUUUGCUCACUCCUCUUUUCCUGCUACCAAUAAUUCAUCAGUUGCUGCCGGUUCUGGUUCUGGUGCUGCUUUACCUUCAAAAGCCACCACGUCAAAGGAGAUCAUUUCUUUCCACUCAUCCACCAAAUGGAAGGAAUAUCUUCAAGCUUCUAAGCACUCCAACAAGCUGGUUGUGAUAUACUUCACGGCUAAAUGGUGUGGACCUUGCCAGUCCAUGGAGCCGACUAUCAAAGAAUUUGCUGCUAAGUACAACAAUGUCGAGUUGGUCAAGAUUGACGUGGAUGAAUUAUUAGCAAGACAUUAGACCCCCUUUUCUUAGCAAACUUAAUGUAUCGUGUGAGGAUGGAAUACAAACAAUGCCAACAUUCUUGUUCAUGAAGAAUGGAAAAGAGAUCGACAAGGUAACUGGUGCAAAGACGGAAGAUCUUCAAAGGAAAAUUGAGAAACACAGAUCGAAUUGAUACCUAAAGUAGUUCUAUAACUACUUGUUACGGAGUUUUAAAAAUUAAUUAUCAUUCGAAUGAUGAGUUAGGUUGGCCUAUUUCGAAAGCUAGGCUAGCGUAUUAUUUUACAAGUAUUCAUAUUAGGGAUUCCUUAUGGAUUACUUUCUAGAGUUGUACCUUAUAUUCAAAUUUAGCUUUGGAACAUUUUUCAUUCAAUUUCCCACAUUUGGGACUGCUGUAUUACCUCAUAUUCAAAUUGAGAAUUGCGUUUCUAAAUAACAAAGCGUUCAUUUAUGUGUA